Messenger RNA from Parasteatoda tepidariorum (common house spider), 1655 nucleotides. RefSeq lists its product as uncharacterized. The record is from RefSeq and is a predicted model, not a curated record. NCBI's taxonomy places the organism in Eukaryota, Metazoa, Arthropoda, Arachnida, Araneae, Theridiidae.
UUUUCACCAUACAAAAAUAAUGCCAACGAUGCAGGGUAUUUUAGUAAUUUUCAUCUUUUCAAUUACAUUGAUGAAUAAUACUUGUGCCUGUCCUAGCGACAAGUACUUUCCCUUCGAUGGUGUAUGCUAUGGAUUUCAUUUUGGACGGAAAAACAUUAAUGAUGCCAAAAAAACUUGUCAGGACGAAGGCACUGAGAUAGCUCCAGUUCGAGAUAAAAUACCAGAAAAACUGGAACAUAUGCUCUCAGAGAUUUUGCAUAAACAAAUUGAAAAACAAAGUUUUUGGAUUGGUUUCGAAAUGAAAGAUAGAGAAGAUUAUCAAAAGAGUAUCGAGGAACGAGAAUGGACUUUUGAGAUUGACCGGACCACGGUUGUUCAAAAAAAUUUCGAAGUUUGGGCAGAGGAACCUACUGAUCCUGAUUUGAAGUGUGCUGUUGUCAACGAAUCUAAGAAGUUUGAGGUUCAAGCUGUGGACUGUGGAGGACCGGGACUAUUCUAUAUUUGCGAAAAAAAAUCUAAGGAUUCCUGCGCAGACAAAAACCUCCCAUACUAUAUUUAUGGAGAUCAAUGCCUUGUUGCUCAAAUGAGCACGUACGUAGAGCACGCUUACAUAAAGAAUGGCUGUGACUCAGGAACUCCAGCAUCGGUCAAGAACGAGGCGUCGAAAAAGAAUAUGAAGGAAGCAGCCAUGAAUGCCUUUAUAGGUGGAAUACUCAUAACAGGCUUGAAGAGAUACCCGGAUGGAGUAUUUCGCAACAGUGAUGGUACUGAACCGAACAAAAACCUGUGGGCAGAAGGAGAACCGGGGGAUAAGAGCGAUUGUGUCGGAGUUUCAUGGCAUUAUGGAAAUAAACUCAAACUCAAGGCAAUUGAUUGUGAUGUUCAAUCAGCUUUCAUGUGUGCGAUAACAGGUAAUGUAUCUCAGAUUUAAAUCAGGUAAUGUAGUGUUGGCUGUUUUUUUUAGAUCUCUAAAUUUUUUUUCUUUGGAUAUUUGUUGCUUUAUUUUAAUAUUUUACUUAAUUGCUUUAGUAAUGCAUGAUUUCUUGACACUUGUAAAUUAUUGACUAAAUGGUGAAAAUUUCAGCUUGGCAAGGAAACCUUGGAGUGAAUGAAAGAUUUAAAUGAUAAUUAGAGAGGACAUGAGAGUGAGCGAGUGUUUGAAUGUUUCGUGAGAAUAUUUUUCUGUUGCUGAUUAAUAAUUUUCCCAACUACUGCGAGUUGUUUUAAUUUAUUAUUCAAUAGAAAAAAAUAUUAAUUGCUUGAAUUGUUGAGAGUGAGUGACUGAUUGAAUGUUUCAUGAGGAUAUUUUUCUGGUGUUGAUUAAUAAUUUUCUCAAUUACUUUCAGUUAUUUCAAUUUAGUAUUCAAUUGAGGAAAAAUAUUCAGUGUUUGAAAUAUCCUGUAAAUUCAAUAAAAAGCUAUCGUUCUGUAAGUUUAUGUUCAACGUAUAGACAGUUAUGUUAUUUGUAAUAAUACAUUUGUGAUAUUUGCAUAGAAAUCUUGUUCCAUAUUUAAUAUUUAUAAAUAUUUAUAUUAUUGAUUUAAAUUCAGCAGUUGUAACAAUACUUAUUGUCACAUGAAGCUGUGUGUUUCAAAAUGCAAAAUUUUGCAUUAUUUGUAAUCAUUAUAUGAUCAAAAAUAAAAGAAAUAAAGCUU